Molecule: messenger RNA, 831 nt
Organism: Endocarpon pusillum Z07020
Lineage: Eukaryota; Fungi; Ascomycota; Eurotiomycetes; Verrucariales; Verrucariaceae
Exons: 1
Coding region: 1-831 (276 amino acids)
Biological process (GO): protein phosphorylation; IRE1-mediated unfolded protein response; intrinsic apoptotic signaling pathway in response to endoplasmic reticulum stress
Cellular component (GO): IRE1-TRAF2-ASK1 complex
Molecular function (GO): ATP binding; protein serine/threonine kinase activity; RNA endonuclease activity
Source: RefSeq, a predicted model, not a curated record
AUGUCCAAGUUCCUUGAACUAGAAAUUCUGUUCACAGCAGAAAAGUUCUCCCAGAUCAACGGUGACUUGGAGUAUGACUUGAACGUUGUCCUCUACCGUCUUGGAGGAGCAUUCUACAAGGGCUGGUCGCAUGUACGAUACCGGUCCAAGGAGGAAGUCAAGUUUGCAGACAUCUUUGACAGUGUCUUGAUACCAGAAGCCCAUCUAAGUUGUGCUUUCCCAAAGCAUUACACCCGUGCUCCUGAUCCGCUUCCACCAAACUGUUAUGUCAAAGAAGCUGCUAUGCUGCGUUAUGACCCAACUAAGCCCACAGCUCUGGGGGAUGCGAUCCUCAAGGAGGCAACCAUCUACGAAAAACUCAUGCGUCAUCCCCACCCAAACAUCAGCAAAUAUCAUGGGUGUCAAGUCAAGAAUGGCCGUAUUACAGGCCUCUGUUUUGACAGGUACCAUGAAUCUUUGAUGUCAAGAGUCAAUCCUGGAUCUCAUGGCAAACGAUGGUUUGACGCUACUCAACGACCUCUAAAAGAUAUGCAUUCAUGCAUGGAAGGAAUCAGAAGCGGUCUUGAACACCUACACUCUCUAGGACUGGUUCACAAUGACCUCAAUCCAAGCAACGUCAUGUUCCCUGCCGCGGACGAUGAGACACCAAUCAUCAUUGAUUUUGCUUCAUGUACACCUAUUGGUGGUUCACUUGAAAACGUCGGCAAGACUGUUGAGUGGUCCGAUGAGAAGGUACUCACAUCACUUCCCAGCAAUGACAAUGACGCGCUCGAAGAAAUCACGGAAUGGCUAAGAAAUGGGAAGAACUUCAAAUUUGAGAUGUCGUGCUAG